AUGGUUUCUAUUAUUGUUGAGCAUCUUAGCCUCCGUCUACCCAAUAACCCAACAAAUAUAGUCACAGGCCGUACUCAUCUAUCAAUUGAUGUUAUGGAAACAAUGCAUCUUUUCCACCGCCUUCCCACUGGAGAUGUUCAUUGGAUAGUAGAUGGGAAAGAGUAUCUACGUAUUGACAGUAGAAACAAGAAGAUAAUCAAUUUAGCCAAUAACAUUCCAUCAACCACUUGGAAACUCAAAUCCAACUUAGGUGUUGCAAUAGAUCAUAGUCAUCCACCCUCUCCUCCUCCUGUUCCUACUGCUGGUGCCUCUAGCUCAUCUCAUCCCAUUCCUUUUCCUGAACACAAUUUUGCAUACUUGAACCACCGUUAUACCAGCUUACAACAGGAAGUCGGAGAAAUUUAUACGGGUGUCGCUGAAAUCACAUUGAUUUUCAGGACUACCGUAACCUGCAAGAAGAGCAUUAGGCCCAACAAGAGUUGCGGUGGGCUGAACAGGAUCAGAGAUAGGUCGCUCAAGAGCAGCACAACCGCCACAUUCAUCACCUGCUGA
Messenger RNA from Lactuca saligna, 552 nucleotides. The record is from the annotation of a GenBank genome assembly. NCBI's taxonomy places the organism in Eukaryota, Viridiplantae, Streptophyta, Magnoliopsida, Asterales, Asteraceae.